Menidia menidia (Atlantic silverside) is the source of this 3775-nucleotide messenger RNA. The record is from the annotation of a GenBank genome assembly. NCBI's taxonomy places the organism in Eukaryota, Metazoa, Chordata, Actinopteri, Atheriniformes, Atherinopsidae.
UUCUCUCAGUCUUCCACAGCUAGAGGGAGACAGCGCUUUCUUCUGGGACGCCUUGCCUUCGACCAGGACCGUCUUUGCCGACAUGUCCUUGUUUGUGCGUUUUAAUCAGCUAGUGCAAAAUAGCAGGUAUCCUGCCCGACAGCCUCUCCCACUUUAGAUACACCCCGAGAGGCGAGAGCGGAGAAACCGGAGUGAAAACAAACCCAAAUCGAACGCGACGUCGGCCCGUUUCUUACGUGUUUUUUUUUUUUUACGCCGCGCGGAAGAAGCAACCCCUCUCGACUCAACAGCCGGGGCUUGAAUAGCAACGUGUCCGUGGAGAGUGUCCCCCCCCCUUCGCAGUCGGACUGUGUGUUUAUGUGAGACGGACUGCUUCAAUGGGGGCUGCCUUCAGCCCUCCGCUCCGCGUGUAGACCCACUACCGCUGCGGUGGACGCCUGAAUUCAGACUCACCGAAGACGACAUUGUGGCUAUGGAAUGGUGCAUGCCGCUGGGCCAAGUUUUCAGCCUCUGAAAAACACCGGAAUAAUGGACAGUCAUCCGCUGUGUACUAGACUUUGUCCACACUCUUUGGAUAAAGAGGACGGAGUCGAGAGGCACGGUCCUGUCACCUUGAACCCUCGGCACAUGAGGAAGGCAUUCAAAGUCAUGAACGAGCUACGCAGCCAAAGCCUUUUGUGUGACGUGACCAUAGUGGCAGAAGAUGUGGAGAUUGCUGCUCACAGAGUGGUGCUGGCUGCUGGGAGCCCUUACUUCCAUGCAAUGUUCACUGGGGAGAUGGCAGAGAGCAGGGCAAAGCGAGUGAGGAUAAAAGAGAUGGAUGGCUGGACACUGGGUCUGCUGGUAGACUACAUCUACACCGCAGAGAUACAGGUCACAGAGGAUAAUGUUCAGGCGCUGUUGCCUGCAGCAGGACUGCUCCAGCUCAAUGAGGUGAAAAAGGCUUGUUGUGAGUUUCUUAGCUCUCAGCUCCAUCCGUCCAACUGUCUGGGGAUUCGAGCCUUUGCUGACCUGCACGCCUGUUCCCAGCUCCUCGCACAGGCCAACAGCUACGCAGAGCAACAUUUCACUGAGGUGGUUGGGAGCGAGGAGUUUCUCAAUUUGGGCAUGGAGCAAGUGUCCAGCCUGAUUGCUAGCGACAAGCUCACCAUCCCCACAGAAGAGAAGGUUUUUGAGGCGGUCAUUGCCUGGGUCAACCACGACAAAGAUGUCCGCCAGGAACACCUGGCUCACCUGAUGGAGCAUGUUCGCCUGCCACUCCUCUCCAGGGAAUACCUGGUGCAGCGGGUGGAGGAGGAGUCCUUGAUAAAGAAUAGCAGUGCGUGUAAAGACUACCUAAUUGAGGCCAUGAAGUACCACCUACUGCCAGCUGACCAGAGAGCGCUGAUGAAAACUGCUCGCACUCGCAUGAGAACUCCAGCCUGCUGUCCUAAGGUGAUGGUGGUGGUGGGAGGUCAGGCACCGAAGGCCAUCCGGAGCGUUGAGUGCUACGACUUCGAGGAACAGCGAUGGUACCAGGUGGCUGAACUCCCAACCAGGAGAUGCAGAGCAGGUGUGGUGUACAUGGGUGGGUGUGUGUACGCAGUUGGUGGUUUCAAUGGCUCUUUGCGCGUGCGGACGGUUGACUGUUACGACCCCAUGAUGGACCGCUGGACGAGCGUUAGCAGUAUGCAGGACCGGCGAUCAACACUGGGGGCUGCCGUUCUCAACGGACUCCUGUACGCUGUCGGCGGCUUUGACGGCAGCACGGGGCUUUCCACAAUUGAGGCCUACAACGCCAAAACAGAUGAGUGGUUCCACAUGUUGCCCAUGAGCACCCGGCGCAGCAGCGUGGGAGUCGGAGUGGUCAAUGGGAUAUUGUAUGCCGUCGGAGGAUACGAUGGAGCCACGAGGCAAUGUUUAAGUACGGUAGAGGCGUACAACCCUAAAAGCAACACGUGGAAUUAUAUAGCAGAGAUGGGCACGAGACGCAGUGGAGCAGGUGUAGGUGUGUUAAAAGGUUUGCUGUAUGCUGUCGGGGGGCACGAUGGUCCAUUGGUGAGGAAGAGCUGCGAAGUUUACGAUCCAGCUUCCAACAGCUGGCGACAAGUAGCUGACAUGAACAUGUGUCGACGCAAUGCGGGUGUGUGUGCUGUGAACAACUUGCUGUAUGUGGUGGGAGGAGAUGACGGCAGCUGCAAUUUGGCCUCCGUGGAGUUCUAUAAUCCAAAUUCUGACAAGUGGACGUUACUGCCGACCUGCAUGAGCACAGGCCGCAGUUAUGCAGGUGUGACCGUGAUUGACAAGCCCUUAUGACUGCACUUGAAACCUGCCACUGAUUAGGAGCAGAAUGUAUUCUCCUGUUGAAUACUGAUCUUGGAUCUACAAUGCCAAUGCUUCAAAGUUGGGCGGUAUUCGCACAGGCACUGAUGAAGAUGAAGAAAAUGACACGAUUGCUAUUUUUGAAGAUGCUGAAGAUUUUUGCACUUUGCUGAUUGGGGGAGCUGUAACAAACAAGAGGAUCAAACCUGUGUGUUAAUCCGCUCUGAGCAGGACUGCAGCAGUGACUGGAUAACCCGGUUUGAAGCACCACUGUACCACUGCAGUGCCAUUGAAACGCUACUGAUAAGAAGCUGCUAUAGCUGCAAAAGUUACUUAAAUGUUAGUAAUCCUAAUAGGAAGCAGCUCUGAGAAGGACCGCUCAUAUAAAUGAUGGGACGGCAAAAGCAGAGAAGGACCACUUUGGACAGAUUUGUUUCUCAUUCAUUUUUAUUCUUCUGAGAAGUGUGUGUUUGAGUGUGUGUGUGUGUGUGUGCGUGCGUGUAUGUUAGCAUAUAAUGGUGCUCCAUUGCUUGCAUGUGUGAGCAUGUGUGUUUGUGUGCAAACGAGUCUGUGUGUGGUAACACUGGGCUCAACGCUGCAUGAACACACUCUGUCCAACUUCUGACCUGUUGCAGUGUUGCAGUGAGGCUGCUUGAGAGUGCCUGAAUGUACACUUUUUCCUGUCCUUUGUUCAGCUUUUCAGUACUGUUACUGAAGAAAGCACAGCUGGACUCAGCUGCUGUAUUGGGAGAAAGAAAGAAAGAAUUUCUGCCUUCAGAUUGGGGAAGUGGUUCCGUUGGCACGCGUUACGAGUGUUUUGGAAGAAGUUGUGGUACAUGAUAAUGUACGUAUGUUUUCUGUGCAGAAAACGGACUUUGACUGGAGUCCUAACUCCUCUGGUGAGGGAGAAGCCUCAUUCAUGUUGCCAAACAUAUUAACAGGGAGAAAAACAGUUGGAUGUGGAUGUAUCAAUGCUCUACUGUCUUCUGGCAGCCAUAUUACCGUGGUUGAUAACCACUAAUGACAGCAGCAGCCUGAACUCUCUGCAUGGUCCCUGCCUCUAACCCACUAUCAUUUUACAGUUUCCUCCCCUCCUUUGGUGUAACAACCCGGAUAACAACUGCACACCCUGACGUAAUAUGAAUGUGCCAAUUUUAAUGUCUCUUCUUUUCUGUCUCUCUUUAUCGAUCUGUCACUAAUAAUCUUUCUGGAAAGUGACCAAACCUCCUCUUUUUUUUCCCGAGCCUUUUUUUAAUCUUGCCUCUUCUGCUAUAUUAAAAAUUGCUCUAAAAGUAAUUGGUAUCGCUGUUUCUUGUCAGUAUAUUGAGGAAUGUCAUGUAGGCUAAUAACUUAAAACUUGUUUCAUUGUUUGUUUUAUAUUAUCAUUGAUAAAUAUGCUUCUUGUAUUUAAAGCUGUGAAAUGAUAUAAUCUGUUUUUAAAAACUUUGCCAAAUCAGUAAAACAUUCAAAGGUG